AUGGGUCCUCACGUCGGCAUGAUGCCGUCUGCUGCGUCUAUGGAAGAGUUGAAGAAACCCGUGAACAGUGUGCAGAACAAGUGGAAGCUACUGCCAUAUUUUCUGCAAUUACGUGGCCUCGUGAAACAGCACAUCGACUCGUUUAACUACUUUACGUCCGUCGAUAUGCGUAACAUCGUCCGGGCACAGGCAAAUAACGUUGUACGCAGUGAUGCAGACCCUAAAUUUUUCUUACAGUAUACAGAUAUUCAGUUAGGUGCACCAUCGAUUGAUGAAGAGGCAUUUGUGAGUGCCAAUGUGACACCACAUCAAUGUCGCUUACGUGAUCGAACCUAUGCUGCACCUGUAUAUGUGAGUGUACGUUACCGACGUGGCAACAAAAUUGUGACCAACAAUAAGGUAUUGAUUGGCCGCAUUCCUAUUAUGCUACGGAGCUCUCGCUGUGUGCUGGCAGACAAGAGUGAGGCGGCACUGGCGAAGCUUAAGGAAUGUCCGUAUGAUCCAGGUGGUUAUUUCAUUGUUCGUGGUGUAGAAAAGGUUGUGCUUAUUCAUGAACAACUGUCUAAGAAUCGAGUCAUUAUUGAAGAAGACGGCAAGCACAACGUGUGCGCUAGUAUCACGAGUUCGACGCACGAACGCAAGUCGAGAACGAAUAUUUUUCUGAAUAAGGGACGCGUGUAUUUAAAGUCCAACUCAUUUGGUAGUGACAUUCCUAUUGUCAUUGUGUUUAAAGGUAUGGGAGUGGAAAGUGAUCAGGAAAUUGUGAGUCUGGUUGGUAGUGGGCCUGAUAUCUGCGACGCUGUGUCGGCCUCGUUUGAAGAAGCCUCGGACUUGAAGGUCUUUACACAGCAACAAGCACUCGAAUAUAUUGGAUCCAAGAUGAAUGCAUUGAGUAAAAUGGGUGCAACAGGUGGACGAAACCGUCGAGGCGAUGUACGUUUGCAUCAGGAUCGCAGUUUAGUCGAUGCUGCGCGCUCGGCAUUGGCCAACUUGGUGCUGAACCACGUGCCGUGCGAGAACUUUAACUUUCGUCUUAAGAGCAUAUACGUGGCACAUAUUGUACGACGCAUUGUAUUUACAGACAAGGACCGCACGCGAUUAGAUGACAAGGACUAUUACGGCAAUAAACGUCUUGAGCUAGCUGGUCAAUUGCUGUCCCUGCUUUUUGAGGAUUUAUUCAAGCGAUUUAACAGCGAUUUGAAGCGUCAGGCGGAUAUGGUGUUGAGUAAGCCGAAUCGCGCGUCGGUUUUUGAUAUUAUCAAGUGUGUUCGUACUGACACAAUCACCCAGGGUUUCUACCACGCCCUGUCGACUGGUAACUGGACGCUUAAACGUUUCCGCAUGGAUCGCGCGGGUGUCACACACGUGCUCUCACGACUGUCAUAUAUGUCAGCUCUGGGUAUGAUGACACGUAUCUCGUCUCAAUUCGAGAAGACGCGUAAGGUGUCGGGUCCUCGUUCAUUGCAGCCAUCACAGUGGGGUAUGCUGUGUCCUGCUGAUACCCCGGAAGGUGAAGCUUGUGGUCUUGUCAAGAACUUGGCAUUGCUGUGUCACGUGACUUCAGAUGAAGAACCUGCUCCGAUCAAACGUUUGUGUUUCGAUCUAGGUGUGACAGACGUUUCUUUGAGUUCCGGUGAAGAAAUCAAUCACGCAUCUAAUUACCUCGUGAUGCUUAACGGUGUAAUCAUUGGUACACACGUGAAUCCGCGUGCUUUCGUGACCCGCCUGCGUCGUAUUCGGCGUGCGGGUCUAAUAGGUGAAUUUGUGUCCGUCAUGAUUCACGAUGUUCAACGAGUUGUGUACAUUGCUUCUGACGGUGGUCGUGUUUGCCGCCCGCUGUUACUUAUCGACCCAGUGACGCACCGUACUCGGCUUACCCAACGCCACCUUGACGAAUUACGUGCUGGUGUGCGCAACCUUAGUAGUCUUAUUGUGGAAGGUUGUGUCGAGUAUGUAGACGUGAAUGAGGAGAACAAUUGUCUUGUAGCUCUGCACGAAAGUGAGAUAGGUGACCGGACAACUCAUUUGGAAAUUGAUCCAGUAACGAUCCUUGGUGUAGUGUCGGGGCUUAUUCCGUAUCCUCACCACAACCAGUCUCCGCGUAACACGUACCAGUGUGCUAUGGGAAAACAGGCAAUUGGCACAAUCGCCAUGAAUCAGUUCGAGCGUAUUGACACGCUGCUUUACACAAUGGUUUAUCCGCAGAUGCCUAUGGUGAAGACCCGCGUGUUAGAUCUUGUGAAUUUUGAUCGUGUGCCGGCAGGACAAAACGCCAUUGUAGCUGUAAUGAGUUACUCAGGGUAUGAUAUUGAAGAUGCUAUCGUCCUUAACAAAGCUUCAUUAGAUCGUGGCUUUGGACGUUGCAUGGUUUUUAAGAAAUACCAGACUAUGAUCAAAAAGUAUGCAAAUGGUUCGUACGAUCGCAUCGUGGGACCACCGGAUUUUGACAGCUUAGCUUUCUCUGGUGGCGCUGGAUUGGGCUUUCGAAAUGCCAAAUUCUCGUCGUUGGAUGCGGACGGUAUUAGUCGUGUUGGCGGCAUUGUUCACAAUGGUGCGAUAAUGAUCAACAAGGAGCAGCCGACACAGUUCAAUGACUCGGUUGAUGGUUGUGAUCCACUGGACGUUACGUACUCGCCUUCGCCAAUAACGUAUAAGGGUCCCAUUCCAGCUUACGUGGAUAAGGUUCUGCUGACUUCAUCUGAAGCAAACCAUUUUUUGGUAAAGGUGCUGAUCCGUCAGACGCGUAGACCUGAGAUUGGUGACAAGUUCAGUAGUCGUCAUGGUCAGAAGGGUGUGUGCGGCACGAUUCGUAACCAGGAAGAUAUGCCGUUUAACGAUCAAGGUAUCUGCCCAGAUCUGAUUAUGAACCCUCACGGUUUCCCUAGUCGUAUGACUGUGGGUAAAAUGAUUGAGUUGAUUGCAGGCAAGGCUGGUGUGCUUACGGGGCGUCGUGCUUACGGUACUGCCUUUGGCGAGAAGUACGGUUCAGCUGAUCACGUACUGGACUGUUCGCGUGAGCUUUUGAAGAAUGGCUUUAACUACGCUGGCAAGGACUACCUGACAUCAGGUGUUACGGGCGAGCCAAUUGAGUGCUACAUUUUCAUGGGGCCUAUAUACUACCAAAAGCUUAAGCACAUGGUUAUGGACAAAAUGCACGCUCGAGCACGUGGCCCUCGUGCUGUUCUCACCCGCCAGCCGACCGAAGGUCGCUCACGUGACGGUGGUCUACGCCUUGGUGAAAUGGAACGCGAUUGUCUUAUCGGUUAUGGUGCCAGUAUGCUUCUCAUGGAGCGACUCAUGCUGUCUAGUGAUGCUUUUAGCGCAGAUGUGUGUCAGGGCUGCCGCAUGCUGGGCUAUGAAGGGUGGUGCCAGUACUGCAAGUCUGAAGAAAAAGUGGUAAGCAUUCGCAUUCCGUAUGCUUGCAAGUUGCUAUUUCAGGAGUUACAAGCCAUGAACAUUGUGCCGAGACUGACGCUCAAGGAGUACUAA
This is a messenger RNA of Peronospora belbahrii, 3489 nucleotides long. Lineage: Eukaryota; Oomycota; Peronosporomycetes; Peronosporales; Peronosporaceae. The record is from the annotation of a GenBank genome assembly.